Gaeumannomyces tritici R3-111a-1 is the source of this 2382-nucleotide messenger RNA. RefSeq lists its product as hypothetical. Bases 1 to 2382 code for a protein of 793 amino acids. The record is from RefSeq and is a predicted model, not a curated record. The transcript is spliced from 2 exons. Lineage: Eukaryota; Fungi; Ascomycota; Sordariomycetes; Magnaporthales; Magnaporthaceae. Gene Ontology annotation, cellular component: plasma membrane. Gene Ontology annotation, biological process: transmembrane transport. Gene Ontology annotation, molecular function: transmembrane transporter activity.
AUGUUUUCCGAAUAUGCAUCCAGAUUCCUAGCGCAGUCCCAGUCGCGAAUAUCGAACCUCGGAGCUCCCCACGACGACAAUGGCGAACAACAACCGGCGAUUAGGGGUGGCGGGCCAGAGUGGCCCGCUCGGGGGUCGCGACAUGGGCGGACCUUUAUGAGCAGCGGCCGCGGGCUGGCCGCCGGAAACCCGUACCAGCAGACCGGCACAGGAUCUCGUUUCGGCGGUCUGAACUUUGCCUCGCGAUAUUCGGCCGCCCCUGCACCGGAGGCCCCAUUGUUCCUGAGCACCCGCGGCGGAGACGACGAUGACGACGACGAGCGCGACCGCGAACACGCCGACUUUUCGGCAUUGCAGCGCUCGAGGCGAGUGAUCGCCGCCGGGAGGCUAGAGGAGAGCUCUGAGGUCGAGGGUGAUGCAAGCCGAGGGUCGCUGGAGCGGAGCGGGGAGGCCGACCAGGACAGCAGGACCCUGUACGGCCCAAGGGGACGUGGCAUCCGGAGCAGCUGGAACGGUACUAGGAGUUUCUACCGGAGGACCAAGAACCAGGAUCUUGUGGAAGAGGAGGAUGAGGACGAGGGAACGCCGUUAGGGAAGCGCCCGUCGCCGCCCCCGUCUGACAACGACAGUGGCAAGGGCAAGCUGGUCGACGUCGGGCUAGAAUCCACCGUACUCCGCCAAGACGACGACGAUUACGAUGACAACGAGCCACCACACGACCUGACUGUAGAGGCACCGGCCACCAGCUCGCCUCCCGCAUUCCAGAAAUUCAAGUCCCCAGCCAGCCCGACCCGAUUUUCUUCUCCCCGGCGCUCCUCGCGCAGGGACUCUGCCGCUGCCGAGUCCGAGGUUGGCCUGCUGCGGCAGAGCACGGCAAGCACAAACAUCCUGGAGCAUGUCGCGGCUCCGCCUGACGGAGAAAUAUUCAAGCACGACCCCUUCUUUGCCUGGCUGUACCUCAUCGCGCUCGCUUCGCUUUUCGCAACGUUCGUGCUCGUCUACCUGCACACAUCCACGCCGAGUCGUAAGAAGCCUCUGGGAGACACAGUAUAUACGACGCUGGUCUCGUCCUUCCACCUCCUCGCCGUCGAUACCCUCGUUGCUAUCAUCGUGUCAUUCGUGUGGUUGGCGGCACUCCGGUCCUUCGUCAAACCGCUCGUGUGGCUCAUCAUCAUUGCCGUGCCAAUAAUCAUGUUCUCGUUUACGCUAUACCCCAUGAUUUCUAGCUUCCAGGGACGCGACCACGGCUCUGGAUUACAAGACAUCGUCAUGAGGUGGGCGUCCUUCGUCCCCGGCAUCGGCGCCCUUGUGUGGCUCUACCUCGUUUGGAAGGGGCGUGGCGCGCUUAGGUCAGCGAUGGAGAUUCUCGAAUUCUCGAGCCGCAUUCUCGCGGCCAACCACGGUCUCGUUCUUGUCGGCGCCGCAUGCCUCGGACUGAUUGUUCUCUGGACGUGGGUCUGGCUGGGUAUGUUCACGCGCGUGUUCCUGGGUGGCUACUUCACGGGCACCUCAUACGUGCUGCAAGCGUCCACUUGGUGGCUGGCCGUCUACUUCGUCCUGAUGUACCUCUGGACCCUGUCCAUCAUCUCGGGCGUUCAGCGGGGCACAACGGCGGCGACCGUCUCGCAAUGGUACUUCCACCGGAACGCCGUGCCUGCGCCGUCGUCGACCGAAGUCGUAUCAGCUGCUCUGGGCCACUCAACGACGACGAUAUUUGGCUCCAUCAGUCUCUCGACGCUCCUCGCUCUCGUGGUCCGGCUGCCGCUGCUCCUACUGCCACGACGGCUCGCAGGCCUCGUGACGCUGUUUUUCCACGCCUUCAUCCCCACGUCCAUCGCGGCGCUGACGAACCCGCUCACCCUUACCUACGCAGCCAUCCAUUCGCAAGGUCUGGCGGCCUCGGCCAGGGGGUUGAGCCAGCUCAACUUCCUGUCGCCCGAGGCGCCGACGGCGACGCUGACGCCCAAGGCGUUCCGGCACGGAAGGCGCGGGGGCCCGGCGCCGCUCCUCCCAUACAGGCUGGCCAAGCUUCUACUGCACGCGACGCGGUUCAUCAUGGCGACGACCCUGGGUUUCGCGGGCUGGAUCAUGACGGCGCGGCAGCUCUCGAUCGAGUCGGGCAAGACGGGCGGGGGCCCGGGGCUCAGGGGCAGCGCGUACGCGUACGUGGUUGGCAUAGUGGCCUCCUUCAUCGGCUGGGGCGUCCUGGGUGCCAUGGAGGGCAUCCUGAGCGGCAUCGUGGACGGCGUCAUAAUCUGCUACGGCAGCGAGACGCGCAUGGCCGCGGGCGGCGGGAGGUACUGCAUGGAGGCCGCCUACCUAUUUGGCGAUCAGCGGCGCGCUGCGGACCGUGCUGCGAGAGAUGGCGGGGAUGUGUAUUGA